Molecule: messenger RNA, 1692 nt
Organism: Spathaspora passalidarum NRRL Y-27907
Lineage: Eukaryota; Fungi; Ascomycota; Pichiomycetes; Serinales; Debaryomycetaceae
Gene: ARX1
Product: putative hydrolase
Exons: 1
Coding region: 1-1692 (563 amino acids)
Source: RefSeq, a predicted model, not a curated record
AUGCAACUUGCAGUUCGUCAAGAAGACGCCGAUGUCUUGCUUAAACAAAAGAAUAUCUUAGAUGAAGCUAUCCUUGAAAAAUAUAGAGUAGCAGGUCAAAUUACACAAACUGGGUUAACAUACAUCAAAUCAUUAAUUAACAACUCCUAUCACUUGACUGGAUCCAAAGUCACCAUUCAACAAUUAUGUCUCUUGGCUGAUUCCUUUUUAACCAAGUUAUUAUCUCGUCAAUACGUCAAUACUGUUAAUGAAAAGGGAAUUGCACACCCAACCACUAUUAAUGUCAACGAGUUAAUCAACGGAUUUGCUCCUGAAAUCGAUGAUGAACGUUCCUUCACUUUUAAGGAAGGUGAUGUUGUUACUAUUAGUUUAGGGGUUCAUAUUGAUGGGUACGCUUCCCAAGUCAGUCAUACUAUGGUUAUUUACCCACCUUCUCCUGAUUUCAAGCCUGCUGGUCCAUUGUUGGGAUCAAAUGCUGAUGCUAUCUGUGCUGCUCAUGUUGCAGUAGAAACCAUGGUUGCUUUAUUAGGUUCCUCCUUAUCUCCAGAAAAGUUACCAAACAACUUGAAAAACCCAAGCAAUACCAUCACUGGUCAACAAAUUAGAGGUCUCGUUGAUGCUAUUGCCGAUUCCUUCAACUGUAUUGUUGUUCCUGGAUCCAAGAUUAGAAGAGUUAGAAGAUUCUUGGCUGGUCAAGCCGAAGGUGUUGUUGCUGAACGUGACUUCAAGGGUGUUGUCUGGGAUGAAUCUCAUCAAGAAAGCAGAUUAUUGAAACAAGCUACCACUUCUACUGAAUUGAUAUUACAAGAUAGCGCAAACAAGCCAACUCAAACAAGUAAUUCAUCUGCUGUACCAACGGAUGAAUUUGUUGUUUUACCUGGAGAGGUUUACCAAAUUGAUAUCCGUAUGGCUGGAUUGCAAAAUAUUAAUGAGGUUGGUAUUAUCACUACCGAAGAAAUUGAUCAUUUCACUGGUAAGAAUAAUAAGCAAGAUUUCAACUGUAAGAGUUCUGUUUUCAUCCGUGAUUUUGCCGUUACUCAUCAAUUAAAAUUGAAGACUUCUCGUAAAUUAUUGAGUGAAAUCGACAAUGAAUUCUCUGUUUUCCCAUUCAAAUUAGAUUACGUCGGUAAGAAUUUCCCAAUUAACUUGGAAUCAAGCGAUGAAGAAAUCAAGAAGCAAAUUGAAGCUAUUGGCCAAGAUAUGAAGUCUCACAGAUUAGGUGCUUCCGAGUUAACCAACCGUCAUUUAAUCAAGGCCAAGCCUAUUCAAAUCACCAAAUUCAUUCCAUUGGAACAAAUAUUGUUGACUUCUAACCCAACUGGUAAGCACGGUAUUGAUGCUGCCAAGCCUGUUUUACCAGGUAUGGAAAUCCCAUUACCUAAAUUAGGUAUAUCUUCCUUGAAAUUGAAGGCAUUAUUAAAACACGGUAAGAACAUAAGCAAUGUGAGAGAAUCAACCACAGUUAUAAUAAAUAACAAUGGUGAUGAAGUGAUUAGAUUAACUGGUGGGGAAAAGACUGCCAAGCCAAGUUGGGUUCAUUCACAAUACAAAUUGGCAGGUGAAAUUAACGAAAUUGUUGGUCACUUGAUCCAAUUAACUAAAGAUAAGAGAUUUGGUAUCAAGGUAAAGGAAAUCAACCCUUACAAGAUGAAACAGUCCAAUAUGGCUGUUGAAUCCAUGCAAUUAGAUUAG